GGCCACUCAGAAAACGUCGUACAUUUCUGCUGCAUAAAACUUGAUCUAGUCACUAACACAAGAAUGACACAUCCCAAAUACGCCAUGUAAUUAGGAACCAGUGAAAGCUUGAGUAAUAUCCCAAAAAAGUGAGGAGGAUGCACAAUCUUACGUGAACAAUCUGUUUCCUUGUAGUUACCGACUGUAAACAGGCAUUCAGUGACAUGGAAGUUUUACCCAGGGUACUUGAAUGCAGCAUUACUGUUAGUUAGGUGCACGGUGUUGAAAUCCAGACCAACGUCGACUAAUGAAAUAAACCCCCUGACAGAGUAAAAACUACCGUAGUUAAGUAUGUAUAUUCGCAAUAUUUUACGAACACAGUUGGUGGGGACCAGAGGGGUUUGGUUCAGCCGUCUGCAGCACGUUUUACGAGCCGAGAGACCCCUCUGCACCAAAGGCGACGAGGUGAAGUUGGCAGAGGAGGCCAGCAAGAAGUACGGCUCUCCAGCUCCCACCAUCUUUUCCAAAGUCAUUGACAAAAGCAUCCCAGCUGAUAUUAUUUAUGAAGACGGCAAGUGUUUGGCAUUCAGGGACAUCAGCCCACAGGCCCCUGUUCACUUCUUGGUCAUUCCAAAGGUCAAUAUACCCAGAAUAAGUGACGCCAAAGAUGAUGAUGCUGAGCUCUUGGGACAUUUGCUGGUUGUUGCUAAAAAUGUGGCAAAGCAAGAAUCCCUGCACGAUGGCUACAGAGUGGUGAUCAACGACGGGAAGCAUGGAGCUCAGUCAGUCUACCACCUUCACAUCCACGUGCUGGGGGGAAGGCAGAUGAGAUGGCCGCCCGGAUAAUUUAGCCUCCACACACCUGAUGUCGUCUCAGGAUCUCCAGCCUAAGUUUAGUUUUGCUACCAUCAGAUUACAGCUGUCCAUAUAGAUACUCUACAAACAUUUUCUGUAAAAAAAAGAAUUUAAAAAAAGAAAGAAAACAAAUCACCAUUUCUAAUGUGGAUAUUUGAUUUUGGCUAGUGUAAAACGUCAUGGCCUUAAAUAAAAACACAGUUUCUCAAUGAAAUGUUGAAACCUCCGUUUCUUAACCAUGACUUGGUGUAUGUCCCUUGAAGAUUAAUUGUUUAGACGAAGGACCUGAGAUGAAUACAGAAGAUCUCGGACAAAAGUCAGCUCGAUUAAUAAAAUGUCAAAUGAAAAUGUAAAAAUGCUGAAUCAG
Molecule: messenger RNA, 1201 nt
Organism: Menidia menidia (Atlantic silverside)
Lineage: Eukaryota; Metazoa; Chordata; Actinopteri; Atheriniformes; Atherinopsidae
Source: the annotation of a GenBank genome assembly